Molecule: messenger RNA, 1134 nt
Organism: Closterium sp. NIES-67
Lineage: Eukaryota; Viridiplantae; Streptophyta; Zygnematophyceae; Desmidiales; Closteriaceae
Source: the annotation of a GenBank genome assembly
UCCAAUAAACUCUAUCUGCCCCACCAUUUGAGCUCCGAAGUGUAAGCUCGGUCUAGUUAGCAAAGCGGACUGCUCGCUUUGACAGGCUUAACUACGUUAUCGGGAUUACUGGGCUCUCUGUCGUCGGACCCGUUACCGUCUCAGCAGAAUGGUUGCAGUGAGGAGUGUCUUCCAGAGCUGCAGCAUGUUUGAGCCUUGCGUGCUUCCCGCCAUUGAUGCGGGAUCAAGGCGUUCAGCCAUGGCCAUAGCUGCUCCUCGCUCCACGUUUUUCAAUAAGCUUCACAAGUGCCACAUUUCUUUAAGAUAUGAGCCCGCAGCCACCCGAUAUGUCGGCAUUCGCUGUAGAGCUGUACAACAGCGCUGUGGUCACAGUCAAUUUCAGGCUAGACUUAGUUACCAUAGCGUUGGUCGUGAACGGCUGAGCACGCGAGCAGCGGUGUACGACCCUUCUAGGGAUCUCAGCUUCAGCCUGGAAGACGAAAUGAACGAUUCCGAGUCCAACAUCACGCCACCCCCGCCCCCAACGGAGGGUCGCUUCGAGAUCCACGUGACCAAGGAGAUGAUUCGCAGCCUUGAUCUCACCGUCGCACACCAGGUCCUGCGACCGUACGUCGCACAAAUAGGCGACAACACCGCCCCUCCUCCCUCCGACCCCGCUCCUCUCCUCGCUCGCCGCCUUGGUUUCACCAUCAAGUACGAAAGGGACGACCCGAUCGACCCUCGGGAACUGUCCGAGCUGCCAGAUGUCCGCCUCUGGUUCGUCCGCCUUGAUGCAGCCUAUCCGUGGCUGCCAGCAGUGCUGGACUGGCGGGCGGGAGAGCUAGGGCGAUAUGCCGCCAUGCUGGUGCCUCAUCAGAUGAGCAAGCGCAUGGGGCUGGUGUUCAACCCGGAGGCGGUGGAGCUGUGGACCAUGAACAAGGCCUUCCUCAUCCACGCCUGGCUCCUCGCCCGAGGGGAUCCGCGGCCUGACGUGCGAGUCAAGGACAUGGCCAAGUGCCUCGGCUUCUCCCUCUCGGAUUCGCUGUUUACCCUGCUAAAUAACUCCCCUAAAGUGUAACCCUAGUGCCAAUUCGACUCACUGCCCAAUAUUUACCUGUACCUGUGUUGGUUGUAGUUAUUGCAGAAGCCUCAGUU